AUGUGGAGGCUUAAGAUAGCAGAGGGUGGAAAAGACCCUUAUAUCUUCAGCACAAACAACUUUGUUGGAAGGCAGAUAUGGGAGUUUGACCCUCAGGCUGGUACCCCACAAGAGAGGGCUGAGUUUCUUAAGGAGAAAAACUUCAAACAAACAAUUCCCCCGGUAAAGGUCGAGGAUGGAGAGGAAAUCACAAAUGAAAAGGCCACAGCUGCACUGAGAAGGGCCGUCCAUUUCUUUUCGGCCUUACAGGCUAGUGAUGGCCAUUGGCCUGCUGAAAAUGCUGGCCCAUUAUUUUUCCUUCCCCCCUUGGUAAUGUGUUUGUACAUUACAGGACAUCUUAAUAUUGUGUUCCCUGCUGAGUAUCAAAAGGAAAUCCUCCGAUACAUAUACUAUCAUCAGAAUGAAGAUGGUGGGUGGGGAUUACACAUAGAGGGCCACAAUAUUUUUUUGAGAUUUGUCUGUUUUUAUAUGGAUUUCCCAAAGAAAUCUAUUACAUGA
Corylus avellana is the source of this 498-nucleotide messenger RNA. The record is from RefSeq and is a predicted model, not a curated record. Lineage: Eukaryota; Viridiplantae; Streptophyta; Magnoliopsida; Fagales; Betulaceae.